Molecule: messenger RNA, 2805 nt
Organism: Caenorhabditis auriculariae
Lineage: Eukaryota; Metazoa; Nematoda; Chromadorea; Rhabditida; Rhabditidae
Source: the annotation of a GenBank genome assembly
AUGCCAAGGACGGUUGAAAUUUCCCGAUCCAAGGUAAAAUACUGCAUGGACGAGUGAGUGUAUUGCUGAAAUGAUUUUUAGGUGCGUAGCAUUGUUUUCGGUGGAUCGGAGACAGUGGCCGUCGCUUUGCAGUCCGAUCUGAUUCCUCUGGUGGACCUCGAAAAAGGAACAGUCAAGAGAACAAUCGACGUUGCCAAGAAAAUCGCUGGAAUCCAUUUCGCCUUCACCAAAACCCCAGGUUUCCACCUCGAGUCAUCUUUUUAAUCAUUUUUUUUUUGAAAUUUGGGAAACUUUUUGAAACGCAAGAAAAUUGCAGUUCUUUACGCGGUCGACGAUAGUUUUGGGGUUCACGUCUUCGAUAUUCGUGCCGACUCUAAAAAGAAGCUUCGGUCGGUUUGAUUCAUUGUUCGUUCUUAUCAUUCCAGUUCUGCAGGCUGAAUCCGGACGUCGAGAACCACCAGGCCAAGUGCUCUGCCAUUUCCGACAACUAUAUUGCCAUCGCCAGCUCGUGCUUCAUCCAGCCCGUUGUCAAGAAAAGGAAGAACCAGAAAGAGUAUUCCGACGACGAAGUCAGUGAUUGAUUUCAAGAGAAAAAACGAUUUUUUUAGGUUAAAGAAAAAUUACCACGAUUCCCCUUAUUAGCAAAUUUAAAAUGCUUAAAGAACAUGUUUUUAGUUUCAUAAAAUUUUGUCGUUCUGUUAGAUGACUUCUCUGUACCCACAGUGAAGUGUGUGAAAUGAAAAGAAAAUGAGUGAAAUAGUGAAACAAAAGGAGUUACAUGAAUCUUUAUCAUGAAAAGUCAAAACCAAAUUUUCAUGAAAAGAAACAAGAAUAUUAAUAUUGAAAAUUAAUAUAAGAUGCAUCCAACGACGUAAAUGUCAAACUUCGUUGCAGGCGAAAAAAAAUUGUAAUUUCAUAUGAGAUCAAAAUGUUGAAGUUAACAAAAACCGUCUCACGGACAAAAUUAAAAAGAAGCAGCACGGUAUUCGUAGAAGUUACGUUUGUAGUUACUGUGUACUCUCCUAGCGACGAAUUAUAUUGAAAAUGAAUGAAUAUGGCGUUGUUACAGGAAGACACGAUGACUUCUCACGUCAUCUCCAUUUUUGACGCUAGAAAUCCUUGCGCUGCUGUGAUGACGCUUUCGGUUUGGAACGGUUCUGUUUAUCUAAGAACCUCAAAAUUUUCAGAAAUACCAUCCUGCCGAAAUCACUUCGAUGGCUUUCGACAGGAAAGGAGUUCGUUUGGCGGUCGGCGACAGUGCCGGAAACUUGAAUAUGUUCGAUCUGUUGAAUCGCAAAAAGCCACAAAUCGUUCCUCCAAAACAGGUUUGGAUGAUAUUUUUCUCGAAGAAUAACUUGUAGAAGCAAAAGUGGAACUUUCUGUUUUUGCUUCAAAACAGGAACGAUCAAAAACGUUAUAUUACAGAUUUACAAAACGUUGGCUUUGUGCAUUUUUCCAAUUCAUAAUCAGAAGUUGAGAAUCGUUCAAGGUUCUAAAAUAAAUAGCCUCUUAAAUUUUAAACUUUUAAAUUUUUCGAGAACUAUGAAAAUCGAGAAAAAUUUGGAUAACCUUGAAAUAUUUCAAAAAAAAGUUACUGCACAACAGCCGCUAUUUGGGUUAUGAAACCAAGAUAGCUUUUAAUUUGAGAAAAUGGUUUUCUAUAUAGUAUUUUCAGGGACUAUACGAACGUAUACAUUUCAAUUAUUUAAUAAUUUCUUAAUGUCUCAAUUUCAUCGUAAAUUUAAUGAUUUUUCCGCUAAAUUAUUUAUGUCUCGAGCCAAGUCUCUGGGUGCAAGUAAUAUUAGAGACCUGGGCAAAAUGUAGAAUAACUUAGUGGUUCAGCUCAACGCCACAGUGCUCACAAACGGCUUCAUUUCUCGAGUUGUCCGCUACGCUCUGACGGCGGACAACACUGUCCAUUCCUACGUGGACGACGAUGGAGGCGAAGACAUUCUUUUUGUGUUUGCUGAACUUCAUCAAACGAUGCAUUUCUCGCAAUUUCAGGAAGAAGUUCCCCGACAAUGAGCACGUGAUCCAUGUUAUGAAGGGAUCUUGUGAUGAUUUCCCGGUAGACACCAUUUCCACAAACGACGAGGGGAAGGUGAGAUAACUCAGCUAUUUUCGCUUUCUGAAACGAUCUCAAACUUCAAAUGAACUGAAGUUUCGGACAAGCUGUCGUAAGAAUGAUUUUUUCAGAGUUUGAUCAAUAAGAACUAAACACUGAAAUAUAAAAAAAGCUAAAAAAAUAUUUUUUUCCAUAAGCAAAUGCAAACAUUUUUUUCAAGUUCAGUUAUUUGAGAUAGUAUUAAAUUUUUUUACUUCUAGUAUUUUUUUGAUGAAAUUCGCGAGAUAUAUAGAAGACUAUUUAACAAUGUUAAUUUAUCUUCAAAAUUUGUCUCAGCUCUUCAUCCGGACAAUCGAGCAAGAUGGAGAAGAAGUGAGGCUACUGAAACGCUGGAGUGGCCACAAAAGCCGUGCUCUGGUGGCGGCUUACAACGACGAAAUCGUGGUCACUGGAGGGUCCGACGGGCUCCUCGUCAUCAAUCCUGUGGAUUUGAGGUCAGCUUUCGAAAUAAUUCCUUCUCUUUUCAAAACUCAAAGUGAAACGAAUCCUUUUUCAGCGCCGGAGCUGAUGUUUUCAUCAACGAGAACGAGAAAGCGGCCGAAAAACGCAAGAAGGACCCAGAGGAAGUGAAGACGCCGUCGAAAAAAGAAACCGACGCUAAAAAGAAGGCGAAGUCCUCGAAGAAUGACUCCGAAUCGAAAAAGAAGUCAUCUUCUUCAAACGGCGUCGCAGCUAAAUAA